UCUUGGCUUGGCUCUCAGAUGAGAUCCAAAGGCGGGCGGGCGCCAGUCCCGCUUUGAAGGGCCGCCGCUUGCCGCCGUCUCAGAGGGCAGACCAAAGCGGGCGGGCCCUCUUUGCCUGGUCCGCCCGUCGUGACCUCGACGUCGAAGCACUUUGUUUCUAUUCCAUCCCCGUCUCUAACGAAUCUCAAUCUUACCACCGUCAAGUCCCUCUGCCUUGCAUCACUCCUCUGGCUGACAGAGAGGGAGGCAAGACUCAUCGCAUAGCAGCGUAUCACAGCCUCAAUACACGAUCGCAGAGGCACUCCGAGUCAAGCCUCACACCCUCAGCAUGGAAUCGGGCGUUCCGGCCACAAUGGCAGCAUCGGCGUCCACCGCGACAAGCUUGCCUCUAUCGGCGCCUGCUACUGCUUCCUCUUCAUCUUCUACAUCAUCCACACAGCCCCUCACGCUCACCUCACAGGCCGGGUCAGACGAUCAGCCCGCCGAGCGUGCCCAGCAACCGCUCUCGGCGCCGAGUACGGGAGGAUCAACAGCUGCGACGGGGUCGUCUACCAGGGACGCGAGCUUGGGGCGAGAAGGAGCAGAGGGAACUGGAGAGCUGGGACAAGCAGGGCUACCAGCGGCGGAUGCAACCACACCGCCUCCGGACGAGUAUCCUAGCUUCUCUGGCGGCUUCGUACCUCCUCCUGAGGGCGAGCGACAACCUCUAACGAACUUCGCAUUGCCGGAGGGCAGGUCAAGAGCCGUAGCGCAGCAGAGUGAGACAGCAGCAGUAUCUUCCACAUCAACGCCACUGCAAGUGAGUUCCGGUAUCAGUGCGGGUCCGCGGACACCAGCUCAUCGUCCCACUCCGCUCUCGCAGACCUCACAGGCCGCUCAGUCGCAAGUCGACCCAGUGACAUCUCAGCUUUCUUCAGCUUCAAUGUCAGACGCCCCAGAAUCAUCAUCGACCGCAGCUGAGGCAUCAGGCAGUAGCUCCCCACCAAGGGCUCCCGCACCGCCUCCCUCGCAGCCGCAAAGAAGGCGCUCCUCUUCAACGGAGCGCUCAGCGCGCAAUCGCGUUUCCUCUGGCUCUUCAUCCUCUUCCUCCGCUGCCGCUGGACCGGCGAUCGCCACCGUCGCUUCUCUUGCAACCGCUGAUGCAGGCCCGUCCGGCUCCUUCACACCUCUGGGCCAAAGCCAAAUGGGCAGCAGCAGCGCCGCGAGCAUGACGAGCAGCUGGGAUGCUAGCCGCCUAUCUGUACGCAAGUCCAAAACAGCAGAAGCAUGGGACAGUGCAUCACGACCAGCUAGUCUCGCCCUCAUACCUGUCAAGGUCCGCGACUUUGCCUUCCCGGAGACAGACCCGCGUCACGUAGGCGCGAGGGAUGUGAGCCAGCCUGGAGGUGGGCAGGACGGGCGAUACCAUCUGCAGGAGGAAAGUGGCGAGGUGGAAGAGGAGUAUGAGGAUGAUGAAGCUGAUGUGGGGGUUGGGCUAGGCAGAUGGCGCCGUCCCGCUGCGGGCGGGGCCAGCGGGGAUGACUGGGGUCCAUCAGCCGGCUACGACGAGGAUGAUGACGAUGUCGAAUUUGAGGGAGAUCAGGGGCAGAGAGGGGCUUCUCUCGAGCAAGAACGACAAGGCAGCGGCGGCUUUGUGGCCAGCUCGAGCACAGCAUCAGGGGGCGUGCCCAUGUCCGUGGACAGCCUGACCCCGGGGACGUAUCGAGUUCUCUACGACUUUGAGGCCGAGGAAGAGCAUGAGCUUUCCUGCGCUGUAGGAGACCAAGUCGAGGUCGUGGGGUCCAUUGAGGGUGGCUGGGCGGUGGGCAGAAAGAGAGAAGAGAGCAUCAGCGGAACCGGAAGGGAAGGGCUGGUCCCCGAGGGAUAUCUUGAGUGGGUGGGCACGAGCGGCUGAUCAUCGGUUGGGCAGGCAUGGCAUGUGCCAUCAUCGACGCGAUUUCGAUUGGCGAAGGGGCCAAGACGAAGGCUCAAGUUGAGGCUGUUUUGAUGUCUUUGGCCAAGGCUUGCAAUCUAGCAGUGUACCCGGCGUACCUCUCCUGCUCUCAUUGAGAAAGCGUUGCCUUGGCCGCCGCAUUGGAGCGAGAAGAGCAGUCCGUGAGCACGACGAGGUCGAC
Molecule: messenger RNA, 2114 nt
Organism: Jaminaea rosea
Lineage: Eukaryota; Fungi; Basidiomycota; Exobasidiomycetes; Microstromatales
Exons: 1
Coding region: 329-1894 (521 amino acids)
Molecular function (GO): protein binding
Source: RefSeq, a predicted model, not a curated record